Molecule: messenger RNA, 1779 nt
Organism: Vanrija pseudolonga
Lineage: Eukaryota; Fungi; Basidiomycota; Tremellomycetes; Trichosporonales; Trichosporonaceae
Gene: YDR124W
Exons: 1
Coding region: 1-1779 (592 amino acids)
Cellular component (GO): nucleus
Molecular function (GO): DNA-binding transcription factor activity
Source: RefSeq, a predicted model, not a curated record
AUGCCUCGCAUCCCAUCACGCGAAGAGCCCUACCACUCGGUCGCCAAGUGCAACAGGCACUGGAAGACCAAGCGCGAGUUCGUCACCAAGGCCGCCAACAAGGCCUCGCACGUCGACGGCUCCCACUACCUCCUCAUCUGUGUCGCCCCCAAGGGCAACAUUGAGGUGCACGCCAGCGAGUACUUCUACGACGACGCCAACCAGCACAAGGCCGACGGCAUCAUCAACUGGGAGGUCCUCCGUGGCCGUGCCGAGUUCAUCCAGACACGAAACGAGUCUCGCUGGCAGGAGGUCGAGAGGCAGGAGAAGCGCUUCGGCCUCGAGGACGACGCCGACGACGAGGACAACGAGGACGGCGAGGAUGUCGACUCGAACGACCUGUCACUAGGUGACCUCAACCUCCCCGACACCCCCACUGGCGGCCAGACCCAGCUCAUGUCCACCUUCUCCGCUUCCAACCCUUCCAAGAUGACCAUCGGCCCCGUCUCCUCCAUCACCGUCACCCCUGCCACCAUUGACCGCGAGUACCACGCCCGCUUCGAGCACCUCGGCCAGAACGUCUGUGCCAACGUCCUCAAGGCCUGGAUCAAGGUUGUCGAGCCCAAGAAGCAGACCAAGUACCCCUACAAGGACAAGAAGGGUAACGAGGGCCGCCCCCCUCCCUGGUGGCCCACUGGCCUCCGCCACAUCGAGCCCGACCACCUCCACAAGGACGAGCGCCCGCGUCUCCUCACCAGCAUCCUCCAGCAGGCUUCCAAGCCCCGCUCGGAGAGUGCCCGCCAGGCUGCCGCCCUCGCCAACGUUGCCGGUGCCAACGCUCGCCCCACCCUCGACCAGCGCUCCGAGCUCACCAUCUCUCGUCUCCACUUCGCCACUGCCGAGAUCGCCUCGUCGAUCCCUCCUCGCCAGCACUUUGAGCUUCGCCAGAUCUACCUCAUUGCCAAGGAGGUCCGCAAGGCCAACGAGGACUCGGCCAAGGAGCGCCGCAACGCCGCGUCGCGUGAGGGCACCGUCUUCAUCGAGGACGACACCUUCGUCCCCACCUGGGUCGAGCUCACCGUCGACUUCUUCGAGCGCCACCCCUCGGCCUCGCACUCGCAGAAGCGCAUGAGCGAUGACCUGAUGAUGGGCAUGGGCAAGGAGAAUGUCGACUUUGACUCGCGCAUCCUCAAGCGGGGCAAGCGUGAGCUCACCAUGGCUCCCCUCACCACCGACAUCCACCACCCCGCCCUCACCCCUCUGGGCUCGCACACCAACGUCUACUCGACCGUCCCCUACGGCAUGGACGCUGGCACCCCUCACACUCCUCACACUCCCCACACCCCCGCCCACGGCUACCAGAGCUGGCAGCCCAUCACUGUCCCUCAGUCGGCCACCACUCCCCAGCUCACGCAGGCGCAGCAGCAGCAGCAGCACGCCGCGCAGUACUACCCCCGCUCGGCACCCCCCACCUUUGCGCUCGACGUCAACUACCAGGCUAGCCACAGCUACACCAACAACGGUACCCCCACUCCUACCACUGCUACGCAGCCCACGUAUAGCCACAGCAGCCAGGGCAGCAUUGGCGGCAGUGCCUCGGCACCGGGCACGACGGCACCGGCCUACCAGCCAUACGUCCCCCAGGGCCUCAGCUACCACAGCCCAUACUCGUCGACUGGCUCUGCUACUGCUGCGGCUGCCUACACAACACCGCAGUACACGCACAGCGGGUACCCGGCUGCCACAAGUUACGACACGGGUCAGGCCUUCGUCAGUGACCUCGCUGGCCUCUCCGCAUGA